GUAUCAGGAGGUUGGGUGACGACAGUCGUGCUCCGAAAUGGGGCACCCUAUGCCACAUUCACAUCUCGAACGUCUGAAGUUGCUUUUGAUGACUCGUCCUCAUCACGUAUCAUCUACAUGGAUGAUGGCUUCUCUGUGACACAUGGUGGUAUGACAUCACUACUGGAUGCACAUACGCAUCCAGCACACGGUGAAAGCAGUGUACUGAAAAUGAAGACCACUAUUGAUGCGUUACAGAAUCCGGCACGCCGUUCGUUGACGUCGCGCUUUGACUGGCGUCCGUUUGUGAAACGUGGUGGAGCGGAGCGUCGAAUCGCCGAGGUUAAUGGCGUGAAUGUUUUCACGGUGACCUUCGAUCGAGUGGCAAAGAGUGACGUCAUCAGUGCAAAAUCAGAAGACGAGAACACUUCGCUUAUUGUAUAUGGAUAG
Ostertagia ostertagi is the source of this 429-nucleotide messenger RNA. Lineage: Eukaryota; Metazoa; Nematoda; Chromadorea; Rhabditida; Trichostrongylidae. The record is from the annotation of a GenBank genome assembly.